This is a messenger RNA of Bicyclus anynana (squinting bush brown), 609 nucleotides long. RefSeq names its product chorion class CB protein PC404-like. Gene Ontology annotation, molecular function: structural constituent of egg chorion. Bases 1 to 609 code for a protein of 202 amino acids. The record is from RefSeq and is a predicted model, not a curated record. The transcript is spliced from 2 exons. NCBI's taxonomy places the organism in Eukaryota, Metazoa, Arthropoda, Insecta, Lepidoptera, Nymphalidae. Gene Ontology annotation, cellular component: egg chorion. Gene Ontology annotation, biological process: multicellular organism development; chorion-containing eggshell formation.
AUGGCUUUCAAAGUUAUUAUUCUGUUUUCUGCUGUUGUGAUACAGACAAUAACCUGUCAGUGUCUCCGGGCUCCAGUACCAAUCCCAGUUCCUGAAAUCACUGUAGCCAAUUUAGGGUCCGAGCUACCCCUGGCUUUCCCCGUCUACGCGUGUGAGACUAUCACUGGACCUGGCGUGCCUGGCUUAAACUUUGGCUUAUCCAUAUCAGAGCUAUCAGCAUCUAACGGCGGAGGGUUGAGAGUAAACAGUGCAUCGCCCAUGGCUUCGACUGGUGUAACUGUUGAGACUGAUAAGAUGGUCAUCGAAGGACCUUUGGCUGUGACUGGUCAGUUGCCUUUCUUGGGUGCUGUGUCUUUAGAAGGACCGUUGCCAGCGUGUGGUACUGGUACUGUGGCUUACGAAUGUACCAGCCCACAAGUUGGGAUGGUCAGCGAAAUUGAACAGGCGCCAAUCCCAGCGUACCCCGGACCGUUACCAGGUUACCCCGGAGCGUAUGUCCCGUACCCGAGCGGACCGUACCCGAGCGGACCGUACCCAAGCGGACCGUACCAAAGUGUACCAAUCGCUUCUGCUUAUACCGCUGGAAGACCAAUUGCCCGCGCCUUGUAA